This is a messenger RNA of Rhinocladiella mackenziei CBS 650.93, 1158 nucleotides long. RefSeq lists its product as uncharacterized. The transcript has 2 exons. The coding region runs from base 1 to 1158 and encodes 385 amino acids. The record is from RefSeq and is a predicted model, not a curated record. Gene Ontology annotation, molecular function: acyltransferase activity, transferring groups other than amino-acyl groups. NCBI's taxonomy places the organism in Eukaryota, Fungi, Ascomycota, Eurotiomycetes, Chaetothyriales, Herpotrichiellaceae.
AUGGGCCGGCACCAUCAUCUAAGACUUCCUGAACACUUAUACCUUUCGCCUCCUCAACCUCCUCAACCGUCUCCUUAUUCUUUGGCCUCUGCUUCUUCCUUUCUCGCCGUCAAAUCCGGCGUCUAUUAUACAUCACCCGUGGCCUUAUUCCAGGAGACCGGCCGUACUACAGCCCUUGCCGUUGGCGACCGAAUUCCGGGCUUCAAAACCUCUGCUGCUUUCUUCAACACCCUCCGAGCAAACCUCAUUCUUGGUACCGAUUCCACCCCACCCUCUCUCACAAACACCCCGGACUCGCUUCGACCCAUCAACAUGGCCUCAUCAACAGGCUCUCUGCCACCUCCGUCGCCUUCUCCUCUUGCCCAAACCUCAGAAUCGUCCCAAGACACUUCAAUCGUUGACACCAAGUCGGAGAACCCAUUGGACUCCAUCCCGGAACUCACCACCCAACUUGCCCUUGCCGAAGAUGACAAAGUCGAAGCCUUGCACCUCCUGGCCGAUUCCGUGGCCCAACAGCGUCAAAUCGCAUCUUCCGCCGUGAUUUUCCACCCACUGACCAUGGGCAUACUCGUUCUCCUCUUCGGUAUUGUCUACCAAAACCUCUACAAAGGCUCUAGCUCCGACUGGGCCAUCGUAGGCACCACAACCGCCGGUGUCCUGAUGGCGGUGCUAAUUACCGUCCGCUGGCUCACAAAUGGCUACAUUGAAGAGGCCGAAAAGGUCGGGACGUGGAAAUGGUUGAAUCGCGGCCGCAAUGAUGACGACAUUCUCCUCACCCGCUUCGGCGACGAGGCCAUCGGCGCGCUCGUCUUGCGAGGCCAACUUGACAAUCCCCCUUCGUCCACUUCUGGUCCACGGAAAUCCCGCACCAAAAACCUCCCCACCACAGGCUUCAUCCGCGGUUGGACCGUCAAGCGCCGCUAUCGCCGCAAGGGCGUCGGACAUGGCCUCCUGGAAGAGGCUGUCAAGCUCUGUCGCCAACGAGACUGGUCGGGUCCGGAGUUUGCUCCUGACCAUGCAAACAGCGCCCGUGUCCUCCCCACCAUAUUCAACGGCGGCUUCAUCAAGCGUGAACGUAGGGCUAAUGAAAUGCUGGUGCGAGUAAAGGAGGAGAUCGGAGUUUCUGCAUCCGGAACUGGGAAGAAGGGGAAGAGAUGA